This is a messenger RNA of Guyanagaster necrorhizus, 1981 nucleotides long. Its product is annotated as alpha/beta-hydrolase. The record is from RefSeq and is a predicted model, not a curated record. The transcript is spliced from 11 exons. Lineage: Eukaryota; Fungi; Basidiomycota; Agaricomycetes; Agaricales; Physalacriaceae. Bases 317 to 1918 code for a protein of 533 amino acids.
GGAUAUAUUCAUCGUCGAUAAUGAUUGCUGGGUCUUAUAUAUUGCAUGGACAUCUGUCACCCUGCCAGUUUAUCGCAUUAACCGUGGGCGACACUCGAGCCGUUGGUAGGGCCAAUACCGUGAUUUACAAUUAUCUUGGCAAUCCAAUGCCGAGUUUCUACUGAAUCGCCCGGUCAGAUGAGAAUAUUUAUAUGUGUGUUGUUCUUCUGUAACACCGCUAGACACUCGGACGUGCGGGAAAAACAUACCAAGUGAUCUCGCAACGGGUCUCAUUUAAACGAAGUCACUGCGUCAGAUAUCCCCCAACAAGUUAACCAUGAUCCUCAUCAGUUCACUUGCCUUAUUGGCACUCCUCUGCUUUAACCCCACGCUCACAAGAGGACAGUUGAACGCGACUGUCGCUCUUGACUAUGGAACGUUUUUUGGGGCAGUCAACGAAACCUCUGGGAUCGUAUCUUACUUGGGAGUUCGCUUCGCCGAUGCGCCUAUAGGAGACCUACGAUGGCGUGCACCAGUCUCUCCGCCGACAACUCACCUUGGAGAAGUCGAUGCUACCGAUUACGGUCCGACUUGUAUCUCUACCUCACAGUCAUUGACAGUAAAUUUUACGACGACAUCGGAAGACUGUCUCUUCGGAAACGUUUACGUGCCGAUCGAUGCUGAUCUAUCUGCUCCUUUGCCUGUACUGGUGUAUUGGCACGGUGGUGGCUAUCGAGGCGGCAACUCACACUCGUACACACCGGAAUGGCUCAUGCAUUCAUCCACGAAUCCAUUUGUGUUCGUGACAUUCGAGUACCGACUGGGACAAUUUGGCUUUCUUGGUGGCUCUCUGCUUGCAGCAGAUGGCGUGAUCAAUGCCGGCCUACUUGACCAGCGUGCUGCUCUUCGGUGGGUCCAGCGUUACAUAGGUCAUUUCGGAGGAGAUUCAAGUCGCGUGUCCAUAUGGGGACAGUCCGCGGGAGCGGGCUCGACAAUGUUCCAGGUUAUGGCAAACGGUGGUUAUAAUGAAGACUUAUUCCACGCGGCAAUGGGGGAUAGCCCAACCAUGAAUUAUAUGCCUCUUUAUAACGACACCUAUCCCGAGGAACUCUUCUCGCAAUUUGCAUCGUUUGCUGGUUGCGGAGGGCUAGGAAGCGAAACGCUAACAUGCUUACGAGCUGCAAAUAGUAGUGUGCUAACAGUGGCGGGUAAUGCGACCGUCAAGCAGCGAACCUCGACUUUGUAUCCAUUUUCACCAAUUAUCGAUGGUACUUUUAUCCGUGAAGGUCCCGUAGAAGCAUUUACCAAUGGCCGAUUUGCACAGAUCCCUGUCUUCUACGGAUCCAACACCAACGAGGGAGCAUUUUGGUCGGCAGGGCUUCCCAAUGCAGCCGCGAACACCUCCACACCGAAUGCCACAAAAACAACAACCUACAAUUUCAUCCGAGGGCAAUAUGCCAGUUUCACCUCCGAAUCUUUCGAAAAGGCACUUCACCUGUAUCCCAUCGAGGACUACAACAACUCCCUCGUGCUUCAGGAGCAGCAGAUGUAUGGGGAGAUGAGGUUCAUCUGUACCGCUGUGCUCAUCACUGGAAGCGCAACCGACGCUAGCCUCGACGCAUAUCAGUAUUAUUAUGACAAUCCCCAUCUUGGGGACUACCAUCAUUAUGAGCUUCAGGCAUUCUUUCCAUCUGAAGAGACUGAUUUUACACCUGAUGCCAAUGAUGAAGCACUCUUCGAGAUUAUGAGGAAAUACUGGACAUCGUUUGUUACUUCUGGAGUACCACAGGCGGCACCUGCACCUCAGUGGCAUACGGCGUCGACGAGUGAUGGAAGUCAGCGAAUGCGUUUGCAGCCUGGCAAUGUUCAUAUGGAGGACGUUACAGAUGGACUGAGUGAACGGUGUGAAUUUUGGCACAGUAUAUCUAAAGAGUUAUGAACAUGAUUGUUAUGCGACCCGCGCGUGUAUAGAGAUAAAAUUCUGGGAUUUUGAAGAGAUUUG